Messenger RNA from Cimex lectularius (bed bug), 7356 nucleotides. RefSeq names its product nuclear receptor corepressor 1. The record is from RefSeq and is a predicted model, not a curated record. The transcript is spliced from 27 exons. The coding region runs from base 405 to 6230 and encodes 1941 amino acids. Lineage: Eukaryota; Metazoa; Arthropoda; Insecta; Hemiptera; Cimicidae. Gene Ontology annotation, biological process: regulation of transcription by RNA polymerase II.
AAACUAAAUUUGUUUUGUUUCUAAGGCUGAUGUUUAAAAUGGUUUAAUUUUGUAAUUUUGAUGUCAUUAUGUACCUCAAUUAUGUAUCUUGAAUCGGUUUUAUAUUCUUGAAAAAAAAAAUUGCGAUGUUCAUUAUUCAAACAGUUGAGCAUAUUUAUGGAUUCGAAAAUGUGUCAAUCUUGUAUUGAAUUAUAUAAAACUUAUAAACAAUUUAGAUUUUACACCAAUUUUGAUCUUGUUGGCGACAUAAUAUAUCGUCAACGGUUAUCUAAAUUGAAUUUCUCUACGACUUAGUUGAUUUGUAAAAAUGAAAUUAAGUUGUAACAGAUCUCCAAACAAAAACUACUAGAACAUUUUUGUGUAUUUUGUGAUGCCUUUAACAUUUAAUUUACUUAAAAUUAUUUAUGGAGGCUGUUGUGCACCAUCUGGACCGUCUUGUCACAAUGCCUUCCCAGUCCCAAAUGUCUUAUCGAGGAUCAUCAAGUUUACAUGGUAGACAAAGCCAAAGCCAAGCAUCAGAGUUAUGCUAUAAAAGCGGAUCGUCUGUGGCAGGAAGCGCUGUGGGUGUGAGUGGUGUAGUAGGUAGCAGUGGUUUAAGUUCCAUAACAUCGAGUAGUGGAAGUCAAAGGGGCCACUCCCCUGCUACAUAUACUGGAAGUGCCAGUGCUAAUUACACUCCAAUGAGAUACAUUCAUCAAUCACCAUAUGCACCAUCUCCUGGUGUUGUUACUCCAGUUUCCACUUUUCGGGAUUUUCACCGAGAAAAUUCAUCUAGAUCAUCGGCUAUAGUGAGUGAUCGUCAAAAUUUGGAGUACCUUAGAGAUGGACCAGUUCCCGGCCAGGUGAAACCGAGGAUAUCAUUAUUACAAUCAUCAGAUUAUCUUGCACUUUCGAGAAAUAGACAACUUCAGAAUGAGAACUACCGAGAUUCAAUUGGUCCCCCAAAUUUACCACCUUUGGAUGUCAGUUCAUCACCCGUAAAGAAAAUAAGGCUUGGGGAACCCAAAGAUGUACAGAGGAAUCUUCGGAUUGAUACUAGGGCAAAGCAAAGUGAACAAAAUGAGGAUGACGGACAGCCAGCAGCUGCAUACACGCCCCAAGUUGAAGCAAUAUCGCCUACUUUGCCAUCUGAAGCACAACAAGAGGAUGCUAAUUUUCGUUCGACCAAAGAUCAUUUACUUCACGGGAUUUCUAAGGUUGACAGGGAGAUAAGCGAAACUGAGUUGCAGAUUUCAAAACUCAAAAGAAAGCUGCAAGAGUUAGAGGAAGCUGCCAAAAAGCCGGCAACACAAACCGAAGAAGAAGAGGUACCUCAACCCAAACAUCAAAGCCCCGCCCAAAAGAUUUAUGCAGAAAACAGGAGAAAAGCACAAGAAGCACAUAUGCUGCUAAAAAAUUUGGGUCCUAAAAUUGAAUUGCCAUUGUACAACCAACCUUCUGAUACAGCUGUCUAUCAUGAAAAUAAACGAAGGCAUCUGCUAUUCAAGAAGAGGUUAUUAAUCAAUUUAAGAAAAAAACACAUAGAUAGGGAAAAUCGCCAAAAAAGGCUGACAUCAACCUAUUCUUUGUUAGUUCAAGAUUGGCUAAGGAAAGUUGAGAAGAUUGAAAAUUCUCAGAAAAGAAAAGCAAAGGAUGCUAAAAACCGAGAAUUCUUUGAAAAAAUUUUCCCGAAGUUAAGGAAACAAAGGGAGGACCGUGAGCGAUUCAACAGGGUUGGUGCUCGAGUAAAAAGUGAAGCAGACCUAGAAGAAAUCAUGGACGGAUUGCAGGAGCAAGAGCUCGAGGAUAAAAAAAUGAGAUCUUAUGCUGUGGUGCCUCCACUUCUUCUUGAUGCCAAACAAAGAAGUAUUUAUUAUAUCAAUAAUAAUGGAAAGCUGGAUGACUUUGCAGCUGUGUAUAAAGAGAGGCAGUUGUUAAAUAUUUGGACACAAGCUGAGAAAGACAUAUUCAAAGAAAAAUUUCUUCAGCAUCCAAAGAACUUUGGAGCAAUUGCUUCAUAUCUAGAUAAGAAAAGUGUGUGUGACUGUGUUCAGUAUUACUACUUAAGCAAGAAAACAGAAAGCUAUAAGCGUGUUUUAAGAAAGACUCGUGUAACCACGAGGUCGCGCAGGAACCCCCAAAGCAAAGUGAACAGUGGAAAUGUGAAUAGUAGUUUAGCUAUUUUGAACACUGCAUCUGGGGUUACCACAAGACUUCAAAGGGAACAACUUCAAAAGCAGGAGCCCCUCCAGAAUUCUACCUCAGUGUCUCAGGCUCAUUGUGACAUGUCUGAUUUUAUCUUGAACCCUCGCCCUCAUCAACUUAACCAGCCAUUAUUAUUACCAUUGGAUAAAAAACUUGAAAAAGACAAAACUGAAACCAAGGAAAUUAAGAAGAAGAAAGAAGAUGAAGAAGCUACAGACGAAGACAUGUUUGAACCGAUGAGCAAUCAGGUGAUAGAUAGCAAAGAGAACACUGCAGCAGCGCAAGAGGCGAAUUCUGAGGCCAUGAGUGGGGGAGAUUCAGAAAAUACAGCAGCUGGAGUGGCAUGUAUAGUAUGCAAAACAGAAUCGAGUUGCACGAGAGCUCUUCCUCGGUAUCAAGCUAGUCAGUACAGUUUGAAAGAAGAGGACAUACCGCCUGAUGCAAGAGUGUGUAAUUUGUGCCACUGCAAAGCAGUUCGAUCCCGUUUUACCAACUGCCCUAUACUCACUUGCCCUAACACUAAAGGAUUUAGGGUUAAACGACUUCGUCCUUUACCUUGUAAAUGGGCAGAUUUGCCUCCACAAAUAAAAGAGCCUAUAAUAAAUGAAUUUCAAAUCGAUGAAUCUGUGACGAAGUGUUGUUCAGUAUGUUACAAUCGUAUUGUAAGAAGAAUAGGCAUUCAUACUGUGGAUACUGGUGGAAGUGGGGAUUCCGCUAUGCCUAGCUCGCCUUGUUCUCUGAACUCGUGGUCGGAAGAGGAAAUUUCAAAUCUAAAAAGAGGUUUGAAACUCCAUGGAACAAGAUGGCAUGAAGUUGCUCAAAUAGUUUCAACAAAAUCAUACAACCAAUGUAUGAACUUCUUUUUUAAGUACCAAAAGAAGCUUGGUUUAGACCAGCUUCUUCCACAAGACAUGAAGACUUCUACAGACGAAAGAAAACCUGUACUUACUGAUGAAGAAGAGUCAGGCUCAAGUACUUCGAGUUGUGAUGAAAUUGAUGCAGUUGGUGUCGGUGACAGUGAUACAACAAGUGCGCCUUCGCCCGUUCAUCCACCAGGUCCUCUUUUAGAAGAAGAUAGUAAAGGAAGAUCAGAUGGAACACCACCACCACAGCUGAUUCAGGAAGGAAGGGUGUCAGUUAAUAGUAACGAUUUGCACGAUAGAUCAACCACUUCUUCAUCUCCACAGGGAAAGACAACGGGCCCAGGGACUCCUUCUUUACCUCCAGUUUUGAUACCUAACAGAGAGGACUAUGACAGUUCUGCCACGGAGACAGCAGAUGAGGGACAAGGUGGAGGUGAAACCGAAUCAGGGGCCAAUCGAGGACCUACGCCCAAAAGAGACGAGGAACCCUCAUCCCCGUUAACCGUCAAAGACUUAAUGUUGGGAGUAAUAGAAAUGCAGCUCAAGAAAACCCAAGGACAAGGUCAGUCGACCAGUAACCCAGGUGGGGCUCCUACAAUUUCUUCUAUUCUGAAAACGGACCAUUCAUCAGUAGGUUACCUUCCACGUGAAAAACCUCGUCAAGUAGAUAACUCUUUAGCGACCGUUUCUGUUGUCAACACUCAUCAUUCCCACCAAUCUGUCCAGGAACUGCCAAAAGAAGGUCUUGUUGUAGUGCAGGUACAACAGGCUAUGCGUGGAGAACAAAGGGAGUCGGAAGGGGUGACUUUGGAUCUGAGUAUCAAGAAACCAAGGAAUGAUAACGCUCCUCAACCGUCUGCUUCCAAAAACGUUAUUCAGCAUCACAUACCUUCUAGUACGCCUGUUCAAGGUCCGCAUAAUGUGUUCCGUACAUCGCAACCUUCGAGUGAUCAUCCCACAUAUUUUCAUCAGCAAGUUCUUGCUCCUCCGUUGACGCCUAAACUCUCUCCAGGCAUCAUCACCUCUGCUGGAAAUACCGCAACUUCGAAGGCGCAGUGCGGUUCCAUUAUACAUGGUACACCAGUGUCGAGUCCGAAUCUUUACAGUCAGCCACGUUAUGAACCUUCUCAAACGUCGUUGAUCCAUCACACUUCACCACAUAAAGAGACAGGAUCAAUUACACAGGGGACGCCUGUUCAUCAAAGAGGUUCCCUUUAUACUCCUCAGAAUGCAGAAUACUUCCAUAAAAGAUUACCUUCUUCUGCUUACUACCCUACAAGACCACCAGCUUAUAAUGUGGAAUUAGAACAACGUCAAAUUAUUAUGAAUGACUAUAUUACUUCCCAACAAAUGCACGCUCCGAGUUCGUCCUCUGGUUCAAGAAACGGAAGGGAGAAAUUGUAUUACCAGAGUCCGAGACAAGGAGUUAUUCAAAGGCACAAUACGAAACCCCCGAGUCCGGGAGCGAGCCAUUACCCACCAGGCCAUGAAGCGUUUUCUUCAUUAGUCGAUGUAGCUGUGAGACAGCCGAGUUUGCCCGUUCCACCGCAUAGUGGCAUACCACCAUUGAGCGAUAUGAAAACGAUGCAAGAAGAAAAGAGACAUUUACAUGAAGGUCUAGGAGAGAGGUUUAAUAGAGAGAGUUCACACGAAAGAUAUUCAAGUAGAGAAUCUGAGAAUAGAUAUAUAAAGGAAAAUUCCAAAAUUCACAAUCCACCUACCUCUGUCACCCCUCAGUCUCAAGAAAGGCGUGAAAUGCAGCAGCAAUCUUUAAUUCAAUUAAGAGACCCCUCUCAUAGUAUUCGGGACCAAAUGCCAAUCAACACCCGGGACCAAAUGUCUCAUGGUUCAAGAGAAUCUUAUCGUCACCUCGAUCGGGGAGAGUUACAACAGCAUCAGAUGCAGCAGUCGUUACGAGAGCAACAACCGAUACAUAGAGAAAGAUCAGAGCAUCAUAGUCAACAGUCACAAAAAAUCCGUGAUCACCAUCAUCACAUCCAGCAGCAAAGGGAACGAGAUCAUGACAUCAGAAGUUCAAGAGGACAAAUGCCUAAUUUUUCACAAAGGAUCAUUCAUGAACCCCAUCAUUCGAUCGAUCAAAGAUUAAUCCAAGUUUCAAACUUCAGAGAACAGCCAACUUCAACACAGCAAUCUAGUAUGUCGUCUCAUUCAUCAUCACGAGGACAUAGCCAACAAGAACAAAGUAUCGAUGUCCAGCAACAAGGAAGUCGGUCUAGGAGUAAUGAAGGUUCAACGUUAACUGCUGCAAGUUUAAUCGAUGCAAUCAUAACCCAUCAGAUUAAUCAGAGUUCGGAUUCUCAAACAACAUCAACAUCUUCAGGUACCGCUAAUACACAACAGUCUCAGCCAACACGACCUGGGGAUCGGCUGUUCCAGAGUUUCCAUCGAGAGUGUAAUGAAUCAAAUGGAAAAAUUUCCCCAUUGAAAGGGAAUGUGUACAACAGUAAAGAGGAGGUCAGUAAACAACAGCAGCAGCAGCAGCAACCACAACAACAGCAGCCUCAGCAUCAGCAACAACAGCCACCAACUUCUCAACAACAACAGCAACAAUCCCAACAACAAUCACAACAGCAACAGUCGCAGCAACCACAGCCACCUCCAAGUCAUCAUGUAGUGACAACUUCAGUACACAUUGCACAUCAACAAGUAUUACCACCUAACGAGCACAUGGAUGUUUACAAUUCGGGCCCUCCUCAAGGGAUGCGUUCUGUCCUUUAUCAUGGCUUCGAUCCUCAAACUUGGAAAUUGCGUCGUGCAUUGCAACCGAAAGAUGUUGAACAAAAUCACCCGUCCAUGCCGUACAGUUCUGAGCCUCCUGUACCCCUUUCUCCUCUAGACUACGUGAAAAAUAGAAUCGCCGAAGUCAUGCGAACAUCCGAAGAAGAAGGAGCCAGCACGAAAGGAAAUGAAAGUCCCGCCCCUUCUGAAAUAAACACCGAAGAGAGCCCAGAACCAGCGAUAAUAUCGACAACAUCGUUUAUAACACAAUCUCACACUUACACUUAUCCUUUCAGUGCACUGAGUUUAAGCGCCGGGGCUACGACCGGCGUCCCUCCUCCUUCGAUUCCGCCUCCAAAAGUUACAAAACCGAUUACAGAAUCGAUACCAGAACCCGCGCCACUUCUUUCAGCCCAGUACGACCCAUUAUCAGACGAAGAUUAAUGUAUUUUAAGUGUUAAAACAAUGGAUUUUCUUGAAAGAAUAAAGGGAUUAACUCGAGUGCAUAAUUAACAUAGAAGUGUAUGUUUAUCGGUUUGCACACAUUUUAGCUAUGAAUGACUGAGACGAUUACUUCACAAUGUGGUCAAAAGUUUCUUAUUGCCAUUGGAUGUAUAUUUGUAUAGAACUAGGAUUAUCUUCAGUUGUAAAUACGUAAAUCAGGUUUACGUCAUGUUUAUGGGUUAAGAAGACCUGUUGAGAUUUUUUGAAAAAAUGGCUUUUAUUAAAAGUUUGUUAAGGGUUUAUAAAUUGUAAUUAAUGAGAUUUGUGUAAUAUCGUAUCUAUAAAUAACAAAUACUUAAGCGUAACUAUUCUACAGUUUUACAGAAUAUAAUAACAGUAUACAGAAAUAACGACUACACCUAAACCGAACAUGGAUAGAGCGGUUUCAAUUCUUUCAUCGUUUUAUUAAAAUUUGUUUUACAUUUCAGGAAUCUGUAUAAUUAAUGCCUUAUAUAUGUCUUUACACUAAGUGCUAAAUAAAAGUUAAACGUUGUUACAGUAUAAUAUUUGAUCCAUUCAUUUUCUAUUAGGAGUAUAUCGACUAUUAAUUGAAUUAAGAUAGAUUCGACUUUUACAGCUAUUCAACAGCAAAAUAUGAACAUUCAUAGCUGAUAAUAGUUUUGCCCCUUUCUGAGCGAUGCUCAAGAGAACAAAUAAAGCGAUAGAAAAUACCUUACAAUGGAUGGAUUGAAUGACAAUUAAGUGGACAAUAUUUGUUAAAUAUAGGUGCAGAUAAUUGUAUUUAAAAUAUAUGUGCAUUAAUUUUAUUAUUUCUUUAUAAUUUUUACUGUCUAAGUGUACUGUAUAAGACACUACAAGCAAUGAAUCUUGUAAAUAUAAUGUCCAAAUAAAUAUAAAAAUUGUAAUGUGUUGUUGAUCAUGACAUAAGUUAUAAAAAGAGUCUAUUGAUUUUAUUGAUUUUUUUUUAAUUUGUUACAAUGCAAGUUUAUGUGUGUAUAUACAUGAAGAAUGCAUGUUAAUUUUUAUUUUUUCUAUAUUGUUUUACAGGACUCUGUAACACUAUACUUUUUUAAAUAAACCAAUUUCUAAUUCACCUGACACAUUU